This is a messenger RNA of Nomia melanderi (Alkali bee), 573 nucleotides long. NCBI's taxonomy places the organism in Eukaryota, Metazoa, Arthropoda, Insecta, Hymenoptera, Halictidae. The record is from RefSeq and is a predicted model, not a curated record.
AUGGUUGUGAAAUAUGAUGGCAGGAUUAUGUUUGUGAACUAUGAUGGCACGAUUAUGGUUGUGAACUAUGAUGGUAGGGUUAUAAUUGUGAAGUAUGAUGGUAUAAUUAUGGUUGUGAACAUUAUUUUUAAUGUUGGGAUGAUGGUUGUGAACUAUGAUGGUCACAGUGGGGUGAACCAGCUGGGGGGUGUGUUCGUCGGCGGUCGACCACUUCCCGAUUCGACGAGACAAAAGAUCGUCGAACUAGCGCAUUCCGGCGCACGACCUUGCGAUAUUUCCAGGAUACUGCAGGUCAGCAAUGGCUGCGUUUCGAAGAUUCUUGGAAGGUACUACGAAACCGGAUCAAUCAGGCCCAGGGCUAUCGGUGGUAGUAAACCACGCGUGGCUACGGCGGAAGUCGUGAGCAAAAUUUCCCUCUAUAAAAGCGAGUGUCCAUCCAUCUUCGCGUGGGAGAUCAGAGACCGUCUGCUGCAAGAGGGUGUCUGCACGAACGACAACAUUCCCAGCGUGAGUACAAAUUAUUCCGUUAGUAAUCGGUUUUUAGUUUUUAAUCAGUUAUUUUUUGUAGGAUGA